CUGUAGGGGAUGGUAACUCGCCACACUAGAUUUGACAGCGCGCAAGACAGGAGGAGAGGUUUUACGCACGAGCAACCCUUACGAUCAUAAUCAAUUAGGAAACCUGCAGCAGAGCUAGAAACCUGUUCUCAUGGUGGGUGCUUCACCAGUCCAUCGAGGAGAUCGCGGUGCAGAGCUGGCUGAUUGAAAGUCACCUCCACUCACAAUGGAUUACGGAAGGACCAUGGCCCCUCCAGUGCCUCCUCAUAAACCGAAACCCGCCCGGCCGGGACAGUCGCAGGAGCGGCUGCUGAAGUGCGUCCUGCUGGGUGACGGAGCGGUGGGAAAAACCAGUCUGGUGGUCAGCUACACAACGAAUGGAUACCCGACAAAAUACGUCCCUACUGCAUUUGAUGACUUCUCGGCUGUGGUUCAGGUGGAUGGAAGCCCAGUCAGACUACAGUUGUGUGACACUGCGGGACAGGAUGAGUUUGACAAACUCCGCCACUUCUGCUACAGUCGGACUGACGCCUUGUUGCUCUGCUUCAGCGUGGUCAGCCCCGCCUCCUUUCAAAACGUCUGGGAGAAGUGGGUCCCUGAAAUCCGCCGCCGCUGCCCUCUCACGCCCGUCCUCCUCGUAGGUACACAGUGUGACUUGCGGCAGGAUGUCAAAGUGCUGAUAGAGUUGGCAAGAAGGAGGGAGAGGCCGGUGCCGGAGGAAGAUGCCAGAGCGCUGGCAGAAAAAUUUGGGGCAGUGACGUACAUUGAGUGCUCAGCACUGACGCAAAAGAAUCUGAAGGAGGUGUUUGAUGUGGCCAUCUCCAUUGGGCUGCGGCAGUCUGAUAGGAGAGUGCGGCGGGAGAGGAAGGUCCGCAGCACGGCCGAUAAGAUGAAGAUGCUGUCCAAGUCCUGGUGGAAGAAGUAUGUGUGCGUCCAGUAGGGAGGAAGGAGAUAAUCUUUCUGUGACUGAUGUAAAACUGGAACUGCUGAUGUAUUUGGGGGUGCUCAGUUGGAUGUAAGGACCUCUUGUGAGCUUCACGUGGAUGGCCUCAAAUGAGCUACUUUGACUUUAAUUCGAUGGAGCAACAGUUCAACAGGGACACCUGGCUGACCUAUAUGGUUGUUUUGGGAAAUGAUGGUUUGACUUUGACCAGAAAAUGCCCUUUGUUGAUGCUUAAGAGACAGCAUGAGGGUGUAACCACUGUCUGCUCUUCAGAGCCAGUCUGUUAAAUAUGACUGUGAUUAGCAUUGAACCAAAAAUUAUUGCACUAAGAUAGUGUAAUGUCUCAUGGACCACAUACCAUGCAGAACUUGUCCAAAAGAAUUACAGCUGACUUUUUUUUUUUUUUU
Molecule: messenger RNA, 1329 nt
Organism: Archocentrus centrarchus (flier cichlid)
Lineage: Eukaryota; Metazoa; Chordata; Actinopteri; Cichliformes; Cichlidae
Gene: rhoub
Product: ras homolog family member Ub
Exons: 3
Coding region: 206-919 (237 amino acids)
Biological process (GO): small GTPase-mediated signal transduction
Molecular function (GO): GTPase activity; GTP binding
Source: RefSeq, a predicted model, not a curated record